Molecule: messenger RNA, 1685 nt
Organism: Cydia strobilella
Lineage: Eukaryota; Metazoa; Arthropoda; Insecta; Lepidoptera; Tortricidae
Product: palmitoyl-protein thioesterase 1-like
Exons: 6
Coding region: 152-1048 (298 amino acids)
Biological process (GO): protein depalmitoylation; receptor-mediated endocytosis
Cellular component (GO): lysosome
Molecular function (GO): palmitoyl-(protein) hydrolase activity
Source: RefSeq, a predicted model, not a curated record
UCUUAUUAUUUGUGGCUUUCGGAAUGAAUGAAAAAACGGUUAAUUUAAGAUAAAAUCCGUGAUUAAGAAUAUAUUCGAUCAGUGCAUAGUUUGUUCAAAAGCGGUUUUAAUAAUUAAUUUUGUAUAUUGGUGUCACUAUCUCUUAUAAACAAUGAAAUUGGUGUCGGUAAUUAGUUUAAUUAACGCUAUAAUCGUCGGGGCCGGUCAAACACCGACACCAAUUGUACUAUGGCAUGGAAUGGGUGACACUUGUUGUGCAUUCUACAGUCUGGGUGGCUUCAAAAAAUUCCUAGAAGAGCAAAUACCAAAUGUGUAUGUCACAUCCCUACGGUUCGGGAACGACUCUGUUGAGGACCGGUUGAGUGGUUUCUUCAUGAACCCUAAUGACCAAAUAGACUAUGCAUGCAAAGUACUAGCAGCGGACCCUAAUUUGCAAAACGGCUUUAAUGUGAUCGGCUUUUCUCAGGGAUGCCAGUUUCUACGAGGCAUGAUCCAGCGAUGUGGCCACAAAUUACCUCCAAUCAAGAGCUUCAUUUCCCUCGGCGGGCAGCACCAAGGCGUUUACGGCUUCCCGCACUGCAGGGCGGUGUCCCACAAGAUAUGCGACUACAUAAGGGAGCUGCUCAACUUUGCGACUUAUGAGAGUUGGGUCCAGUCAUCGCUGGUCCCGGCUACCUACUGGCACGAUCCGCUCAACGAGCAAGAAUAUAAUACGAAAAGCAUUUACAUUGCCGACAUCAACAACGAAUUGACGAUCAACGAGACUUACAGAUCAAACUUGAAGAAGCUGGAACACUUCGUGAUGGUGAAGUUUGAGAGAGACAGUAUGGUGCAGCCGCGAGAAUCAGAAUGGUUCGGAUUCUACACUCCAGGGCAAGCCUCGGAGCUGCAGACGCUACAGCAGUCCAAAAUAUAUACUGAGGACCGCUUGGGACUACGGGAAAUGGACCGCGCCGGAAAACUCGUAUUCCUGUCCCAACCCGGCGAACAUCUUCAUUUCGACGAGACGUGGUUUAUUGACAACAUCAUCAACAAAUACCUAGUUUAGUUAAUUAUUAUUAUUAUAUUUUAUUUAAUAGGCUAUUAAUUAUUGACUAUACAUAUAGGAUGAGUAAUGUCUAAGACAAAUGCGUUCUUCGACUUCAACAGCUUAUGUAGAUGGCUCUGUACUCUGGUAGUCAAAACACAGUCGUUAAUUCAGUUACCUUGCCACAAAAUAUAUGGCGUCAUAGAGCGCCAUCUACUUUAGUUGUUUAAGUCGGGGGAUACAAUUCUUUUAUAAAUCAAUUUAUUAAUAAUUAAUUUACCUGAUAGCAGAGAAUAGUAAUUGAAUAGUGUUAACUUUCAUACACUGCUGCGUAAUAAAAACGUUUUAGGCGUAAAAUAGUAGAAUGUACAACAAGGGCAUAAAGCGAUCCAUUUUUAUCCGAGGCAAUUUAUUAUUACCAAUAUAGUCGAGGAUAAAAAUGAACAUUUAUGCUUGAGUUAUACUCUCUGCUUUUCACUUCGAUUGUGAGUAAAAUAUACAUACAAAUAUAUGCUAAGUCAAUAUGGGUCAAUAAGUCAAUAUAGACCUUGGGAUUAUUACUACAAGGCAGAAAAUCAAAUAUAUAAUAACCAUCCGUCAUUUUCCAACGAUGUUUACCAAAGAACUGACAGACAAUUUAUGAUAAAAUCAAAUUAAA